CCUCCUCCAUCUUCCACCAUCACAACUUCAAUAAUCCUCUUUGUUAUUCUCUCACUCUCUCUCUCUCUCUAAGCACUUAACUUCUUUCUACCACUUUCACCAAACAUGGCCCCUGAGCUUGUCCCCACCGUCACAAAAUCCACUGCCUCCUUCACCAGCCCUACCACCCUGCCACCACGUGCUUAUGUCACAUUCCUUGCCGGAAAUGGUGACUACGUAAAAGGGGUGGUUGGUCUUGCCAAAGGCUUGAGAAAGGUCAAAACAGCCUACCCACUGGUGGUGGCGGUCCUUCCUGACGUGCCAGAAGAGCACCGUAAGAUUCUUAAAUCUCAGGGCUGUAUCGUCCGUGAGAUUGAACCCGUUUACCCACCAGAAAAUCAGACCCAGUUCGCUAUGGCUUAUUACGUCAUCAACUAUUCCAAGCUCCGUAUAUGGGAGUUUGUAGAAUACAAUAAGAUGAUAUACUUGGACGGAGACAUUCAAGUGUUUGAGAAUAUAGACCACUUAUUUGACCUACCUGACGGUCAGUUUUAUGCUGUGAUGGACUGUUUCUGCGAGAAGACAUGGAGUCACACUCCUCAGUACAAGGUUGGGUAUUGUCAGCAGUGUCCAGAAAAGGUGCAGUGGCCCACUGAAUUGGGCCAGCCUCCUGCUCUUUAUUUCAACGCCGGCAUGUUCGUGUUUGAACCUAGCAUGGCCACUUACCACGACUUACUGAAAAGGUUGAAAGUCACUACUCCCACAUCGUUUGCAGAGCAGGACUUCUUGAACAUGUACUUCAAGGACAUUUAUAAGCCAAUUCCUCUGACCUACAACCUUGUUCUCGCCAUGCUUUGGCGUCACCCAGAAAAUGUUAACCUUGAGGAAGUCAAGGUUGUUCACUACUGUGCAGCGGGGUCAAAGCCUUGGAGAUAUACUGGAAAAGAAGAAAAUAUGCAGAGAGAGGACAUAAAGAUGCUGGUGCGUAAAUGGUGGGAUAUCUACAACGAUGUUUCGCUUGAUUACAAGCCAUUAGGAGCAAGUGAAGCUUCAGUAGAUGGUGUUGACAUGGAACCAUUGGGACAUCUAUCAAAGGUUGUUCAACGUGUUCUUGCUGCACCUUCAGCAGCUUAGGUUGAAAUACAUAUCAUGUUCAGGAUCAUAUGGUGACGAAAACAAAGUAAAAGAAAAUUAAAACAAGCCAAGAUUUAAGGUCUAAUUUCUUUCUUUUUCUUUUCCCUGUAGAUGCAGGGAGUGAUCGUGCAUUGCUUUUGAAAGAACCUCGCCACCAUCUUCAUCUUCGAUGUGCAUUUUGUUUUCUAAAAGACCUUUUUUUUUUUCUCAACCUUUGUUUUUUUUUCUUUGAUCCAGCUUCUGUUAAAAAGGAGGUGGGGUCUGUUCAUAAUUGUCUGGAUCUGGUUUUUGUCCACACAAUGUGUUAAUUAUGUAUAUUUCUGCUGUCACCCUUUUCUGCUGUCACCGUUUCUUGUAUGGACAUCGUCAUUGUAAUACUUUUAGGGCAAUGCUUAAUUAUGAAGGCAAAAUGAUAUGUCCAUUUUUAUGGUCA
This is a messenger RNA of Vigna umbellata (rice bean), 1546 nucleotides long. The record is from RefSeq and is a predicted model, not a curated record. NCBI's taxonomy places the organism in Eukaryota, Viridiplantae, Streptophyta, Magnoliopsida, Fabales, Fabaceae.